UUUUAAUCCCGCCCCUUUCGUGCCAGCUUUAUAUUCUUCCCUCAACUAGUCCUUUUUUAUCUUACUUCACAUUCAGUUGUUGUUUUUCUAGUCUUUUUCCCGAUUCCUGGUGUUCGCCCCCUUCCCCUUUUCCUCAUACUUGUUCCUAUUUCUAUGCGUCGGCCCAAUAUUCCCCUCAUAUUUGUAUUUUAAAUUUAAAUAAAUAUUUUCGGAUCAAGUUUAUAUUUUUAUUGGGGAAUGGGUAAGAACUGGUAACCCGCUCAUCAUACCUCCAACACUUGUUCAAACUCAGGUUGAAGGAGGCUCUACACUUUUUUCCAUGGACUUUUUUGAUGAACCGGCUUAUUUUUUUUAAUUUUUUUAAAGCCGAUCUUGCUGAACCGUUUCCCAGUUGGAAUUAAAGCUUUUUACAUUUCUCGUUGUGAAGAUGAAGAAGAAAAGAAGAAGGAUUUGACAGAAUCUGUAGAUUUGUUAAUGCCUGGGAUUGGAGAAGUUGUUGGUGGUUAAUGGGGACCUACCUAGGAAGUCACGGUUUAUCUGGGCUAUUUUUCCGUCUCGAAAUCCGUUCCCAGAAAUUUUUCCAAAACUCGACUGACUUUCUCCAAUUGGUAACCCGAUAUUUUCCGCCCCAAAAUUGCCUUCUUUUUGCUGGUUUGGUGAUUAUUAAAUUUUUGUUUGGAAUACACUCAAAUGUGUUUGAGCAUGUAUGGAUGUACAUGAAAAUCAAUUUUUUGUUGAGAACAUUGCCUGAUGGAACUUUUUGUUUGAAAACUUGUGUCGCGGAAUAAAAAAUUAAUA
Messenger RNA from Meloidogyne enterolobii, 798 nucleotides. Lineage: Eukaryota; Metazoa; Nematoda; Chromadorea; Rhabditida; Meloidogynidae. The record is from the annotation of a GenBank genome assembly.